AUGAGUAUUGUAACUCGUGGGCCUCUUGUUUAUGUAUUCUUGCAGCUAGAAACCAAAUCUGAAAUUAUUAAUGAGUUACAACGCAGUUUGGAGGAGUCAAAGAGACGAAGAGAUCGAAUAUCUGAUGAAAUCAAACGUCUUAAGGACCAGGUCAUGGAUCUAGAUUUAGAAUUGAGAUGCCAGGAACGUGAACCCUCAUUUGUGGAGUGUGACGGGGCCUGCAAGUGCUUCCAUUUCUUUAUGGAUGGAGCAAUUGACAAACUGGGAAUCUGGAAUGAAAAUAGUGCUAUGGAAGAGUUGCACCAACAAAGACUAAAUGACCCGGAUGUAUUGUUUCUGAGUGAACGUCCAAGACUGAAGAAGGGAGCAGUGCCUUCCAUUUUCCCUUUUGCCCUUUCAUUAACAAAUGAUGAGAGUCCAAGGUGUCAGAGGAAAAGGAAACGAGAAGAAGCUUCAAAUGAGCAACACGAUUGUACGGAGGUUCUGAAUACAAUAGAAGUGGUCGAUACCCCUGAGAUUCAAACCUCUAUUACAACUGAGGCAAUGGAUGAAGGUAUACCUGUGCAGGUGAAUCAGGGAGUACAGUGUGAGCUGAAAACGUUUGGUAAAUUUUCUGUUCUAAACUUUGAAAAUGAUCCCAAAAUGAUCAAAUAUUACACUGGUUUUUGCGAUUUUAUGCAGUUCAUGUUUUUUUUCAAUUGUCUUGGACCUUGUGUAUUUGAGCUUUUUCGACACACCACUCUUAUGGAUCCUAAAGAUCAGCUUUUUAUGGUUCUGAUGAAGCUCCGACAGGCCAAAGAAGAUAUUGAGUUAGCUCUUUUUUUCGGUAUUUCUGAGUCCUCCAUAUCUCGUAUCUUCAACACAUGGUUAAAUUUUAUAUAUUUUCAACUUAAAGAAUUAAGCUUAUGGCCUUCAAGAGAUGUGAUUCAACAGUUCAUGCCUUCUGAUUUUGGAAAGAAAUUUCCUAACACGCGAGUCAUUCUUGAUGCUACAGAACUUCCGAUUAACAAGCCAUCAAAUGUGAAUGCCCAGAGUAUAACAUGGUCUGCAUACAAACAUAAAAAUACAUUGAAAACCAUGAUAGGUUGUACUCCAAGAGGUGCGGUAAGUUUCAUAUCCAAAGCAUAUGGAGGAUCAGCAAGUGAUCGACAGAUAAUUGAAAAUUCUGACCUUCUGAAUCCAGACCUGAAAAUGUUUGAAAAGGGAGAUAGUAUUAUGGCUGAUCGUGGCAUAAUGGUGCAAGACCUGUUUGCUUCCCAAGACGUGUACGUUAACACCCCAACAAUGUUGAAAGGGAAGUCACAACUGGAUCCUGAGGAAGUUAUCCGUGAUAGACGAGUGGCAUCAAAGCGAAUUCACAUUGAGCGUGUUAUAGGGCUAAGCAAGGGCUUCAAAAUAUUGAGGCACCCUCUACCUCAAAGCAAAUUGCACCUUGGUUCUAGAAUUGUUUAUGUUUGCUUUGCAAUAUCCAAUUUCAGGAAAUCAAUUGUUGAUAAAAAUGCUUAA
Molecule: messenger RNA, 1506 nt
Organism: Saccostrea cuccullata (small rock oyster)
Lineage: Eukaryota; Metazoa; Mollusca; Bivalvia; Ostreida; Ostreidae
Exons: 3
Coding region: 1-1506 (501 amino acids)
Source: RefSeq, a predicted model, not a curated record